GUAAAGAGUGUAUAGUACAAGAGAAAGCACACAACCUUGUGGAGCACCCGUUCAUAGUACUCGAGUUGACGAUUUGGUGUUGUUGACUUUAACAUACUGGGACCGUUGGGUUAAAAAGUUUAGAACCCAUGCUUUUAUCUAACACGGGAGGCAAACCUUGGCUUCAACUUCAAGCUCUAGCUGUGUAUUUUUGGUGUGUUGCUUGAAAAACAAAAUGCAUCGUCUUCUACUGCUGUGUUGUAUAUCUACAGUACUAACUAUUUCUGACACAGCGAAUGUAGCCAAGAGAGAUGAGCAGUGCACUGGGUUGUUACAGUGUGCUUCUUACCUGUCGGACUUGGAAACACCCAUUUUUGUUUCCAUACCAGAUGAAGAACUAUACGAACAGCUAUGUCGGAAAAACAAUGACCUACAAACGUGUUUUGACGACAACAAAGAUGACUGCGAAGAUAACACUUUCUUAACCAUGGUCAUGAGAGAAGCUCAGGCGUUAAAUUUCAUUUGUUCGGCAGAGGGCAAAGAAGGGCUAGAUUCCAUCUCAGACUCUCCAUGUGUCAACGAUCAAACCGCUCUCUUAUCAGCCCAAGAAGGAAUGGGCGAGUGCGGGCAAAAUGUCGAGCUUGAGUUGCAGUUGGCCACUUCUACCGCCAUUUCUAAUGACGAAGGGAUGGAGUCAGUCAAUGUCUGUUCCUACUUAAAUCAACUAAAAACUUGCAUUCUGGAAUCACUAAAAAAUCACUGUGGCCAAAACUUUGGCAACUUUGCUAAAAGACUUGUGGACAUUUACUGCCAGCCUUUUGCUGAUCAGAUAGGCUGUGGUCAACAAGCUCGUCAGAUCCGUACUCUGAAAUCUAGACUCGUUCCCUUGAUCAUCUCUGGUGUCAGAAGAAGACGUUAAAUGUCGACCAGCUUCACGGUUCAAAUCUUUUGAUGUCCUAGAUUUAAAAAAAUAUGAAUUAGUGAAAAUAUUCCUAUUUAACUAAGUCCAAUAUAUUUCAAAAAUACUCUUUUCAAAUAUUUUUAUCAAGGAAUAAAAUUUCGAUAGCUAAUAAUUA
Molecule: messenger RNA, 1055 nt
Organism: Biomphalaria glabrata
Lineage: Eukaryota; Metazoa; Mollusca; Gastropoda; Planorbidae
Exons: 7
Coding region: 215-898 (227 amino acids)
Source: RefSeq, a predicted model, not a curated record